UUUGAAAGUAAAUAUGUACAACGAGGAUCCAGGAGCUCACUUCAAUCAAGGAAUUUUCGGAGGUGAAGGAAAACAGAAGACACAACAACUCAAAAACCUAACAACUGCUGAGAUAAAGAACAUUGUCGGAGGCCUCAACAGGCCACCCUUCAUGUGCAAUCUAUCCCUCGUAGACUUUGAUGACAAGACACCACUUGAACUCCUAGAGUUAUUGAAUACUGUUCUGGGGGAACUUGACGAAACCCACAAAGCUGUAGAUAUCAGAUCUGAGACUCAAGAUGCCACCACUGAAAGAAUUUGUGGCUUCUUGACUGUGCUUGGAUUUCCAUUUGAUCUUACCCCAUCAUUAAAGAGAGAUGUAGUACAUGGAGACAAGAAGACCAUUCAUAAUAUCCUGAACUGGAUUCUACAAAGACCUCAAGAUUUGAAGAGAAUCUCUUAUACUUCAAAGUUCUUAGUGGCCUUGUCAAUCCCUGAAGAACUAAUGAUGGACGAAGAGAUUAGAGAGACUAUGGAUGUCUACAAAAACCUCCAGGCUGAAUUCACUGCUGUACAUCAGAACUUAGAGGUUUUGAGAUCUGAAGCAAUGUCACCAGAUCAGCUGAAGAAAGAGAUCACUCAGCUUGAAUCAGAAAAAGAGCAACUCAUCUCAAAGAUCAGUAUCUUCAAGGACAAGAAUGAUGAUCCUGAUUUCAAGGAUCUCCUCGAUGCUACCAGCCAGCUUAGAAAAGAGCAAGAGACUGAAGCUAGGAAUGCUGAGAAGAUGUCUGAACAAAGAAACAUGCUUGAACAAUCUGAACAACAAGAGUACAUGACUAGACAAAGACUCAUGGACGCGCAGAAGAACUCCUCUGCUGAUGUCACUGCUGACCAGAUGCUAGUUCAAUUGAGAAACGAGACUAAGAAGAACAGAGAGCUCUGCUACGAUGUCUUGGAAAGAGAGUAUGAAGAUAAGUACCAGAGAAGCCAGAAAAUAGAAAUGGUUCUGGCCGAACCAGUCACCACUCAAGGAGACAUUGAUCAGUUAGCCAAUGAGGUUAGAAGACUUCAGAGAGACUGCCAGGUCCUUGACGACAAACUUAGCUCUACUAACCCAGCUGAUGACAAUCUUGCUAUUUACAAGACUCAAGCAGCUGCUGCUUCUAAAAAGAAGGAGAAUAAGAAUGAUGAGAUGCAGACACUUGAGAAAGAAAAAAUUGCUCUUGAGAAACUUAUGGCAGAGAAAGAACAGGAAUAUGUACAGACUAAAGGAACUAAGUACAUGAAGAGAGAUGACUUCAAGCAAUACGCCGCAUCUCUUAGAGGAAAGAACCAGAAAUAUAAAAAAAUGAAGAAGAACCUUGAAGACAUCAGAUCCGAACUAGCUGUACUCAACAGAACUGAGCAAAUCUUGAAAAACAAGGCUGAAAUGACUGAUGACUUGAUGAAGAAGCUCGAAGAGCAAAAGGGAAUUGCCGGAUAUUCUAAAAUCCAAGAUGACAUGGAGAAGGUUGCUAAAGACAGACAAGAAAUUGAUAAACUUAAAGAAGGAUCUCUCCAAGAACUUACUAAGGUCGUACAAAAUAUUGAAGAACAACUUAAGUCUAAGAAGUCUAAGCUUGCUCCCCAGAUUAAACAGCUGAGAACUUAUCGAAAGAAAUACGAGGAAAGAGAAGGUGAUUAUCUAAAGCAUAAAAAGGCAUAUGAGAAUACUCUCAUGAGUUUUGAAGCUGAUAAGAAGAAUCUGGAAGAAGACACCAAUAAGCUAUGGAAUGAGUAUAAGGAAGAAGAGACUAAGUAUCACUCCUUGAACAUUCAGAGUACUAUCCAUAGUGUUUUGAAGAAGAAUAUCCAAAUGGAGACCCAAUUCCAAAAGAACCCAGAUGCUAGAUUAUCUGAUGAUUUCAAGUCUCUUUCUGAAAUGUACUCUGCAAAAUUAGAGCAGGAGGAUGAGACCAUCAGAGAUUUAAAGAAGCAUCAGAGAUAUGUCAAGGAUAACCUCGAAAAUAACAGCUUACAAGUGAGACUCUUUGACGACCUUGUCAAGAUCUUGGCAGUCAAGAAGAAGUCUGCUCUCUCAGGAGAGGCAGCUGGUAUCGGUUAUGAAGACAAGAAUGCCAAGGACUAUGACAGAUUCGUUCUGAGAGAAGACUAGUUUACCUGACAAUUCAAUCAAC
Moneuplotes crassus is the source of this 2156-nucleotide messenger RNA. NCBI's taxonomy places the organism in Eukaryota, Ciliophora, Spirotrichea, Euplotida, Euplotidae. The record is from the annotation of a GenBank genome assembly.